Molecule: messenger RNA, 2255 nt
Organism: Cyprinodon tularosa
Lineage: Eukaryota; Metazoa; Chordata; Actinopteri; Cyprinodontiformes; Cyprinodontidae
Exons: 3
Coding region: 54-1604 (516 amino acids)
Molecular function (GO): GTP binding
Source: RefSeq, a predicted model, not a curated record
AGCCAGAGUGUUCGGUUACAGGUGUCACCUUAGACAAGCAAUCUGCAGAAGACAUGUCCCACGACGGGCUAAGCAGCACAAAACAUGUGAUGGCAGUCAUUGCCAUGACGGAGGAAUGGUCAUCCUUGACAUCUCUGUUCCAGAAUAACUCUGGAGACACAUUGUACCAGACAACCUUUAGUUCUAUUGGAUCAAAACAAGUCUGUGAACUGGUAAUGGAGGGGAAUUCGAUCAGCUUGCACUAUUCAGAUUUAAAAGAAGAUAUGUCAGAUGAGGAUUUUUGCAACAACAUUGAGGGCUGCUUCCUGUCUUGCAAAGGGGCAAUCAGUGCAUUUCUUCUGUUGAUCAGAGGUGGCUUUUACACACAAAAGGAGAGAAGAAUUGUUGAGAUCCUGCAAUCCCACUUUGGAGCUGAAGCUUUGAAAUACCUUGUAAUACUUUCGGUGGAAAACGGAAAAGUUACAGAUACACUUGACGACACCCUCCUGGAUUUGAUAAAUGUAUGUGAUGGGAGAUAUUGUUGCAUCACAAUGUCCACUGCAAGUGGAGGGCUGCAUGCAUUGCUUGAGAUGGUGAAUAAUGUGCUCACUGAAAACAGUGAUUCUGGUUACACCAAAGCCAUGCUGGAUGAAUCAAAGAGAAGGUGCAUGGAGGACUCAGCCAUGAACAUGCUUAAACAAAAGGUGCAAGAGGCUGAGGAGAAAGAGCGGGUUUUUGUGGAGAAGGUGAAAAAAGAGGAGGAAAGAAGAACCCAGGAAAUGGAAGAGCUGAGGGCAAAGCAUGCCAAGGAGAGAGAGAAGGAAGCUGAGGAGCAAAGGAAAUAUGAGACAAAGAGAGAGAGUCUCCAGGAGGCAGUGAUUAGCCACAGCUCCAUGCUACAGCUCCAUGCAAAAGCCCCCCAAGGUGAUGAAACAAAGAAGAUCUCUGGUGUUCUGUUGGGCCUCACUGGCAGUGGGAAGUCAUCUGCUCUCAAUCUGAUCUUAACCAGAGGAGGCAGUCUUUACUCGAUUGAUAGCUCCUGUCACGACCAGGCCUUGCCAACCAUGUCAUGUGAGAGAAGGGAGAUUUUCACUGGAAGUAAGCGGCUCAUCCUGGUGGACACUCCUGAACUGUGGGAUGAAGAUGGGGUGGAGAACAUAGAGCUGGUGAAAGACUGCCUUGCCUUAGCCCUACCUGGUCCCCACUUCUUCCUGCUGGUGCUCCAGGUGGGACGCUUCACCCAAGGCGAGAGUGAAAUGCUUGGACAUGUGCAGAGGAUCUUUGGAAGAGACGUGGCAGAGCACUCCAUUAUUUUGUUUGUCCAUUUUGAUAACAACCAACACAAGCCUCUGAAAAUCAAUGACUAUGUGGCUGGAGCUCACUCAGCCUUGCAGGACUUUAUUCGGAAGUGUGGGAGCAGAUAUUAUAUGUUGAAUGUGACGAAGUCCCAUAACGGUUUGAGUUAUCCCCAGGUGAAGGAGCUGCUUUCGGGAAUCGACAAACUGGUGGCCUCACAUGGAGGUCAAGCUUAUUCGAUGAAGAGAUUUUCCUCACAAGAGCUCCAGGAAAGAAAUAACGCCAUGACAGAUAGAAAAGAGGGAGCAUAUUUAUUAGGAGAUAAUUAAUUUUCCUUUCUAACUGGUGAAGUGUAAAAACACCAUGCAUGAGCAAUAUAGGGUAAAGUAACCUCCAUAAAAAGGGUCUUAUAUAGAUAGACAUGCAUAUAUUAGAUUAAGAUGUGUUUAAUAUUUGGUGUUUGCUUAAGUCACAGCUAUUUGAUAUCUCUUUAUUUUAUUAUGCUUAUAGGGUGGUGUAGAAUAGGUUUCCCUUUGCUAGUCUGAAGGUCCUCUGUAAGAGCCGCUUUCUGCAGCUUUAAGGAGAAGUUUGUUCUCCAAGCAAGAUAAUCUGAACUUCAUGCACUUUUAAUAAAUGUUCGGUAAUGUAAAAAGAAUGUUGUAAACAUGUUAUGGUGGUAGAGUUUUUUUUCCCUAAGCAGAUAAAAGCUGCAGAAUCACAUUAACGGUAUGCUUGUCUGCUGAGCCAAGAAAGAGUGAUGAAGUACAGCUGCUCUGUAUUUACUUCUGGUGUUCAUGGAGUUUUCCUGCCUGUUUCUUAGUUUGUGUUUUUGAGGGGUUGCCUGAGACAUAUACGACUGUUACUUAAAAAACAUUCUUAAAAAAAACAGUGCUAGAUGUAACCUUUAUUGUUUUUUUUCCUAAUGUGCUUUUCCAUCAACUGCACAGAUUACAAUAAAAUGUUAUAAUUUUAAAUGCAAA